Molecule: messenger RNA, 1786 nt
Organism: Rana temporaria (common frog)
Lineage: Eukaryota; Metazoa; Chordata; Amphibia; Anura; Ranidae
Product: MOB-like protein phocein
Exons: 9
Coding region: 108-893 (261 amino acids)
Cellular component (GO): cytoplasm; mitochondrial matrix
Molecular function (GO): ATP binding; protein-folding chaperone binding; metal ion binding
Source: RefSeq, a predicted model, not a curated record
AGGUCGCGCAUGCGCGCUGGGAGCUCUCUAUUCACGUGGGGGAGACGGAGAAGCUUUCAGUCCCGCAUUGGCAUUUGUAGUGAGGGGAGACAGGAAGACUUAUCGCUAUGGCAGGAAAAGCAUUCAAAACCUUUCUCCCUUUAUUUGAUCGUGUCCUUGUGGAGCGACUUUGUCAAGAAACUGUCACCAAAGGAGGAAUUAUGCUUCCUGAAAAAGCUCAAGGCAAAGUUUUGCAAGCCACGGUAGUAGCAGUUGGAGAAGGCUCUAGGGCGAAGGAUUUUUACAACUGGCCUGAUGAAUCCUUUGAAGAGAUGGACAGUACUUUGGCUGUACAGCAGUACAUCCAGCAGAACAUAAGAACUGAUUGUUCAAACAUUGAUCGAAUUCUAGAGCCCCCUGAAGGUCAAGAUGAAGGAGUGUGGAAGUAUGAACAUCUUCGGCAAUUUUGUCUUGAACUCAAUGGACUUGCUGUUAAACUCCAGGCUGAAUGUCAUCCGGACUCUUGCACCCAAAUGACAGCAACAGAACAAUGGAUAUUUCUUUGUGCAGCUCAUAAAACACCAAAAGAGUGUCCUGCCAUAGAUUACACAAGGCAUACACUGGAUGGUGCUGCAUGUCUCUUGAAUAGCAAUAAAUAUUUCCCAAGCAGGGUUAGCAUAAAGGAAUCAUCUGUUGCCAAACUAGGAUCAGUGUGUCGUAGGAUUUAUAGAAUAUUUUCACAUGCUUAUUUUCAUCAUCGGCAAAUUUUUGAUGAAUAUGAGAAUGAAACAUUUUUGUGUCAUCGGUUCACAAAGUUUGUGAUGAAAUAUAACCUUAUGUCCAAAGAUAACCUGAUUGUUCCUCUCUUGGAUGAAGAAGUGCAAAGUUCAUCUGCCAGGGAAAGCGAAGCAUAAUUCUAUUCAUGUUCAGAUAAUCCAACAUGAACUUAUCGUUGAUGAUUCGAUACAACUAUUAACAAAUCUGUACUGUGUAUAUAUAUAUAUAUAUAUCUUUUAAAUCAAGAAAACUCUGUAUCUUGUCUUCUAGUGCAGUAGUUAUCAGCCUUUUCCAACUUUCUUGACAUAUUAUUGACUGCUUUUGUUGUGAGGUUUUUUUUUUAUGCUGCAAAUAUGUUUUGUUAAGAUAUUGAUCACAAGCAAAAUGAUGUUUUUAUCAUGUUGGGAAGAAGCAAAUAUGUAUUGGUUAAGUACCUUGUACAAAAAGGCAGAAGUAUUGUUAAAGGCAUGUCCUGUAAAGGUAAUAGAAAAUGUAUGUGCAGAGCAAGUGGUUUGAGCACGAUGAGGCUCUAAAAUUAGAUGCAUUUGCAAAUAUAGCCUGAAAUAAUGGGAUUCAAACUGUUUUAUUGUAUGCUCUGGACAAUGUCCUGUUUCUUUUAAAGGAUAAGUUCAGCUUUGGGAACAUGUUGCAAGUUCACCCGUUUUUUUUAGGGUGGAACAUGUAAUAUCUUCCUGUAGUGGCUUGGCAAACUGAGCCCUCUGAGUGACAGCUGUAUGGGGAGAAGUUCCCCGUGCUAGCUGUCACUUUUUGAAAAGAACAUGGCCGUGCAGGGCCCCGCCCACACAGCCAUGUCAUUCAUUUACAGAGUUCUGUGAAUGACUGAACUACAAGUAGUGACAUCCUUUGUAGAUGUUGGCUUGUAGUUCUCAAUGAACCACCACGGCACUGUUAAGCGUUCUAGGUAUUUCAUUGAUUUAUCCUGUCUUUGUGUAACUACCUGGCCAUACAAUGUAUGGGCAGACAGCUUACACUGACAGUCUGCAGAAGACCUGCAAGGCUCCUAAAAAAA